Messenger RNA from Beta vulgaris subsp. vulgaris (sugar beet), 1562 nucleotides. RefSeq lists its product as hypothetical. Bases 150 to 1196 code for a protein of 348 amino acids. Lineage: Eukaryota; Viridiplantae; Streptophyta; Magnoliopsida; Caryophyllales; Amaranthaceae. The transcript is spliced from 2 exons. Gene Ontology annotation, molecular function: polysaccharide binding. The record is from RefSeq and is a predicted model, not a curated record.
UAAAAUUUUUACGAACAAUACUAUUUACCAUCACAAAACACACUUCCAAAUUCAAAAAGUACCCUUCUUGCUUGCUCUACAAUUGGCUAAUACAAUGAUCUCUUAAUACAUAUCCCACUAUCUUUUCAUAACAAGCUAAACCAAGUAAAAUGAAAAUGUAUCCUCUCUUAAAACCCACUUCUUUCCUCCACCUUUCCCUCCUCCUCCUCACCUUCCUCCACCUCCCAUUCCCUUCCUCCUCCGACUGCCGCGCGCAAUGCGGCACAACUCCAAUCCACUACCCCUUCAGCAUCGACGACGGUUGCGGAGCCCCACAGUUCCGCAACAUGUUCACAUGCAACGCCUCUUCCCUUUCUCUCUUCUUCAUCACCCCAAAUGGUAACUACAAAGUUCAGUCCAUAGAUUACAAGUCUCAAACUCUUACAGUUUACGACCCUGACAUGUCCACUUGUACUGUUCUUCAACCUCAUCAUGACCUCCACCUCUCUGACCUUCAGUACGCCAUCAUCCCCCCUUCUCCUGACACUGUCUUCGCCCUCCUAAACUGCUCCAUCGACUCCCCCAUUCUCCACCGUUUUAGCUCCCUCUGCUUCGAGUUUACAGGCCAUAAAUGUGAUGAGCUCUACUCUUCCUGCAACUCCUUCCGAGUUUUCACCAAUGGGUUGGUUAACCCCGGCAUAAGUAACAGCACUGGUCCUGCUGGCUACUUUUAUGCCGGGGGAAAUAAUUUUAAUAAUAACAACAAUACUGGUUUCAGUACUGGUGUUACUGGUAGUAGUAAUAAUAAUAAUAAUAUGGGGGCAGGGGUGCCAGUUGCGGGGAGCGGAGUACCCCCGCCCCCAUGUUGUUUUACAGGGUAUAGUACAUUGAAGGUGAUGAGCAUGGAUAUAUUGGAUUGUACGCAUUUUACAAGUUUUUAUGAGGUGGAUAAGUUGAGAGGUGUAGGGCCUAUGGAUUGGUCGUAUGGUUUGAAAUUUAGCUACAGUGUACCGGAUAUGGGGUGUGAGAGGUGUAGUAAAUCUGGUGGAAGUUGUGGGUUUGAUGUUGAGACUGAAGCCUUGCUCUGCCUUUGCCCUGAUUCCAACAACUCUACAAGACAAUGUGGAAGCGAUACGGAUGAUGGUAUACGUGGGGUACCAUCAAUCAUACUUGAAGCUUUAACUAUGUGCUUGGGGUUCCUCAUUCUCCUUAGUUGAGUGUUAAAUGUUGCUGCCCAUGAAAAACAAACAACGCAAUAUGCAGUUGAGCAGUCAGCACUAGUAAAAGCUGAAUACAAGCUGACGGUUUAGUUGUAAGCGAUUUUUUCCCCUAAUUCAUGACUGAUCUUUCAUGGAAGUGACAGUAGUCAAUUAGUCACGUCUUCACCUUUCAGAUGCUUUGAAAAUGUUGUUGUCUAUUGUAAAUUAUUCAAUCCUACGUGAUUAUGAUGGAAAUUUUCAAGAUACCCCGACUUAAAUAGUCAUGGAAGGAUGGGACAUUAUCGAUGGAAAUUAUACCGUACUUCUGGGUGUAUAUAGCUCUAUGUACAUCCAAGGUUAAAUAAGUGUGUAUCUUUUAAAUGA